GGGUGGGGGGGAAGCAGGAGCUGAGGGCAUCUGAGCGAGGGUACAGCAGAACGGGGAACAAGAGCUGGGCGCCUGGAGCUGGGGCAGGGUGCAGCAGUCACAGCUGGGGCGCAGGGAGGCAGCAGCCACUGAGAGGACCUGAGCUGCAGUUGGCGGAGUGGUUUGCUGCUCCUAGCCUGAGUGGCAAGCAGAGAGAGGGUGAAUUCUGUAUUGUUGUGCUUCACCUCUGACUAUGCAAUUCUGAGACACCCCUGGGGCAAGAGGCAGCAGGACCGAAUUCCCCCGAAGCUCUCGUCCCCUAGAGAAGCAAAGAGCCCCCAAACUACUUUCACCAUUAAGAGGAAAGCGAUGGAGGAGCUGAGCGCUGAUGAGAUCCGUCGAAGGCGCCUUGCUCGGCUUGCAGGUGGACCAUCUUCCCAGCCCACCACCCCUCUUACCUCUCCACAAAGAGAGAACCCACCCGGACCACCUGUAGUAGUGCCAGCCCCAGGUCCAUCCCCCAGUUUUGGCCUGAAUGUCCAUAGUAUGACCCCAGCUACCUCUCCAAUUGGUGCAUCAGGAGUAGCCCACCGAAGCCAGAGCAGUGAAGGAGUGAGUUCGCUCAGCAGUUCCCCAUCUAACAGCCUUGAAACACAAUCUCAGUCUCUCUCCCGGUCCCAGAGCAUGGAUAUUGAUAGUGUCACCUGUGAGAAAAGUAUGUCCCAGGUGGAUGUAGAUUCAGGAAUAGAGAACAUGGAGGUCGAUGAGAAUGAUCGCAGAGAGAAAAGGAGCCUGAUUGAUAAGGAGCCUCCAUCAGGAUCGGAAGUAUCUGAGGAGCAGGCCUUACAGCUGGUCUGUAAGAUCUUCAGAGUAUCCUGGAAGGACCGAGACAGAGACGUCAUCUUCCUCACUUCGUUCUCUGAGCAAUUUAAGCAGAACCCAAAAGAAGUGUUCUCAGAUUUUAAGGACUUGAUUGGCCAGAUUUUAAUGGAAGUUCUGAUGAUGUCCACCCAGUCGAGGGACGAAAACCCAUUUGCCAGCCUGACAGCCACAUCCCAGCCAAUUGCAGCAGCUGCCCGGUCACCUGACAGAAAUCUGAUUCUAAACACUGGCUCCAACCCAGGAACAAGUCCUAUAUUCUGUAAUGUGGGCUCCUUUGGUUCCAGCUCCUUAUCCAGUCUCUAUGGGACUAGUCCAGCUUCUAGUUACAAUUUCUCAAGCCACGUGCCAAUGACUGGUUCAUCUGUUACCCCACCAGCCAGUUCACUUGCCACCACAUCUGUGCCUUCCAUUUCUGUCAGCCCUCAUCUCACAGCAGCAAGUCCUUCUGGAGUCCAGCCAUCCUCUCCGAGGUACCACCCGUAUACCAUCACCCACCCCUGGGGCUUUUCAGCUUCUCAUAUCCCACGCUCCUUGAGUAUCUCCAUCCCAGCUAGCUCACCAAGUCCUCCAGUCAUGGCUACCAGUCCUCAAGCUGUGCCACUCAGCUCGUCCAGACAGAGGUCCACAACAGUGGGUCCACCUUUGUCCACUGCUUUGCCCGGUACCUUGAGCAGGCGUUCUUCUUUCCUAAACAGGAUUCCUUCUAGUGUGGGAGGCUCUGCUGGAGCAAGUGCUUGUGAUUCCUGCAGUGACCAUUUCAGCAUUGAAACUUGUAAGGAGACAGAGAUGCUGAACUACCUCAUUGAGUGUUUUGACAGAGUUGGAAUAGAGGAGAGAAAAGCACCAAAGAUGUGUAGCCAGCUAGCGGUUAGCCAGUUACUGAGCAACAUCCGAUCACAGUGCAUUUCCCAUGCUGCUUUGGUACUACAGGGAUCCUUAACACAACCAAGGUCUUUGCAGCAGCAGUCUUUGUUGGUACCAUACAUGCUGUGUAGGAAUCUUCCAUUUGGCUUCAUCCAAGAAUUGGUGAGAACAACUCACCAGGAUGAAGAGAUGUUUAAACAGAUCUUUAUCCCUAUCUUACAAGGCCUGGCUCUUGCUUCCAAAGAGUGCUCCCUUGAUAGUGACAAUUUUAAAUAUCCCCUUAUGGCAUUAGGUGAACUGUGUGAAAUCAAGUUUGGGAAAACGCACCCUAUAUGCAGUUUGGUUGUUUCUUUGCCCUUGUGGUUGCCUAAACCUGUAAGCCCAGGUGCAGGACGAGAGUUGCAAAGACUUUCUUAUCUUGGAGCUUUCUUCAGUCUCUCUGUCUUUGCUGAAGAUGAUACUAAAGUGGUUGAAAAAUAUUUCUCAGGGCCUGCCAUUACUCUUGAAAACACGCGGGUUGUUAGCCAGUCAUUGCAGCAUUACCUGGAAUCUGCAAGGCAAGAACUGUUUAAGAUUCUACAUAGUAUUUUGCUGAAUGGUGAAACUCGAGAGGCAGCUCUCAGUUACAUGGCAGCUGUUGUUGAUGCCAACAUGAAGAAGGCACAGAUGCAGACUGAUGAUCGGAUGGUGUCUACGGACGGUUUUAUGCUCAACUUCCUGUGGGUGCUGCAGCAGCUUAGCACGAAGAUAAAGCUAGAAACAGUUGAUCCCACCUAUAUAUUCCACCCCAGGUGUCGCAUCACCGUCCCAAUGGAUGAGACAAGAGUAAAAGCAACAAUGGAGGAUGUUACAGGCUGGAUGGCUGAGCUUUACAGGGAUCAGUCUCCAUGUUCUGAACCGAAAUUCCCAACAGAAUGCUUCUUCCUAACCUUGCAUGCCCAUCACCUCUCCAUCCUGCCAAGCUGCCGCCGCUAUAUCCGUAGACUGCGGGCCAUCAGGGAGCUCAACAGGACUGUGGAAGAUUUGAAAAACAAUGAAAGUCAAUGGAAGGAGUCUCCUCUAGCUACCAGACAUCGAGAAAUGCUAAAACGCUGUAAAACACAACUUAAGAAACUGGUGCGGUGCAAGGCUUGUGCAGAUGCUGGUUUGCUAGAUGAGAACUUCCUGAGGCGGUGUCUGAAUUUUUAUGGUAUGGUGAUUCAGCUGUUGCUUCGAAUCCUCGACCCUGCCUACCCCAACAUAAUACUGCCUUUAAAUCCUGAUGUCCCGAAGAUGUUUGCAGCACUGCCUGAGUUUUAUGUGGAAGAUGUUGCUGAAUUUUUAUUUUUUAUUGUACAAUACUCUCCGCAGGUGCUUUAUGAGCCCUGCACUCAGGACAUUGUGAUGUUCCUUGUUGUGAUGCUGUGCAACCAGAACUACAUCCGAAACCCGUAUCUGGUAGCAAAGCUGGUGGAGGUGAUGUUCAUGACCAACCCAGCUGUUCAGCCACGGACACAGAAGUUCUUCGAAAUGAUUGAGAAUCAUCCUCUCUCCACGAAAUUGUUAGUUCCCUCGCUGAUGAAGUUUUAUACAGAUGUUGAGCACACUGGAGCCACCAGCGAGUUCUAUGACAAAUUUACAAUCCGCUACCAUAUCAGCACCAUUUUCAAAAGCCUUUGGCAGAACAUAGCUCAUCAUGGCACCUUCAUGGAAGAGUUCAACUCUGGGAAGCAGUUUGUUCGCUAUAUCAACAUGCUGAUAAACGACACCACUUUCUUGCUGGACGAGAGUCUGGAGUCCCUAAAACGGAUCCAUGAAGUUCAAGAGGAGAUGAAGAACAAAGAACAGUGGGACCUGCUGCCUAGGGACCAGCAACAGGCUCGGCAGUCUCAGCUUGCUCAGGAUGAGCGUGUGUCUCGCUCGUAUCUUGCCCUGGCAACAGAAACUGUUGAUAUGUUCCAUAUCCUUACCAAGCAGGUUCAGAAGCCUUUCCUCAGACCUGAACUUGGUCCACGAUUGGCUGCUAUGCUGAACUUUAACCUUCAGCAAUUGUGUGGCCCCAAGUGUCGUGACCUGAAAGUUGAAAACCCUGAAAAAUAUGGGUUUGAACCAAAGAAGCUGUUGGACCAACUGACUGAUAUUUACCUGCAGUUAGAUUGUGCUCGCUUCGCUAAAGCAAUUGCCGACGACCAGAGGUCCUACAGCAAAGAGCUAUUUGAGGAGGUUAUUUCAAAGAUGAGGAAGGCUGGAAUCAAGUCCACGAUAGCAAUAGAAAAAUUCAAACUGCUGGCAGAGAAAGUGGAGGAAAUUGUUGCCAAGAAUGCCCGUGCAGAAAUCGAUUAUAGCGAUGCGCCAGAUGAAUUCAGAGAUCCACUCAUGGACACUCUUAUGACCGACCCUGUGAGGCUGCCGUCUGGAACGAUCAUGGACAGAUCAAUCAUCCUGCGACACCUGCUGAACUCCUCCACUGACCCCUUCAAUCGGCAGACACUGACAGAAAACAUGCUAGAACCAGUGCCAGAACUGAAAGAGCAAAUCCAAGCCUGGAUGAGAGACAAGCAGAACACUGAUCAUUAAAAACUCCCUUGCAGUGCAUGCCAAGGCCAAUGAGAAGAGCAGGGCAUGGAUUGAUGCAGUGAUGAUGGUGCAUAUAAUCCAUUGGAAGCUGAAGACGGAAUUAACGUUCAGGGUGCCCACCACCACUGACUUGUAAUAAUGACCAGAAGCAUGUGGACGAGAAGAAAAGCAGCUUAAUUCUUGUACAUAUAUUUAAAUGGUAACAAUGGUCAAUAGUGUGGAGGACAAAUUAGGAAGUUUCUAAUGUUACAAAACAAAGUCCUUCAAUAUGUCACGAUUUGGGGGUUUUACAGCUGAAUUAUUUUAGCAAAAAUGAAUGGAUCAGGGCAGCAUCCCUUCAACUUUAUUUUUUACAGCCAGAUAUUCAUUAAUUUGAUUGUGGUUAGAACCUUGGACACUUUGCUGCUAAAAUAACAUUUUUCCCUCCCGUUUCCCCCCAAAACCUGCACUGCUGUCUUUUUUUUUUUUUUUUUU
Caretta caretta (loggerhead turtle) is the source of this 4755-nucleotide messenger RNA. RefSeq names its product ubiquitination factor E4B (gene UBE4B). The record is from RefSeq and is a predicted model, not a curated record. Gene Ontology annotation, molecular function: ubiquitin-ubiquitin ligase activity. NCBI's taxonomy places the organism in Eukaryota, Metazoa, Chordata, Testudines, Cheloniidae. Gene Ontology annotation, cellular component: cytoplasm; ubiquitin ligase complex; nucleus. Gene Ontology annotation, biological process: protein polyubiquitination; ERAD pathway; ubiquitin-dependent protein catabolic process.